CGAAUCUUUGACUUCCGUUAGUUUCUAACCUAUAUCAAUGGUUUCGUUGUCGUGCAUUUAAUAUUAUUAUUUAUUAGAAAAGGAAAAUAAGAAAACGCAAAUUAUUGAUAGGUUUCUUAUUGUCUCUAAGAUUUUGACGGGCUUUCAAAAUGCCGACUAUAGCUGUCAAACGAGAUUUAUUAUUUAAAGCACUUGGGAAAACAUAUUCCGAAGAAGAAUUUCAAAAUUUAUGCUUUGAAUUCGGCUUGGAAUUAGAUGAUGUGACUACGGAAAAACAGAUGAUAGCAAAGGAACAAGGUUCCGAACAAAGUACUGGAGCAUCGGAAGAAAUUAUUUAUAAAAUUGAUAUUCCAGCUAAUAGAUACGAUCUACUAUCUUUAGAAGGUCUCGUUACAGGAUUACUAGUAUUUUUAAAUAAGACUCGUGUACCAUGUUAUAAUUCAAUAAAACCAAUGGUACCAGAAGAAAUUGUAAUGAAAAAAGAGUGUUUAAAAGUCAGGGAACAUAUAGUUGCUGCUAUAUUACGUGAUAUUACUUUUACGCAAGAUUCUUACAACAGUUUCAUUGAUCUUCAAGAUAAAUUACAUCAGACUAUAGGACGAAAACGAAGUAUUGUAUCAAUUGGUACACAUGAUUUAGACACUAUUAAAGGACCAUUUGUAUAUGAUGCAAAACCGCCAAGUGAUAUUCGUUUUAAACCUCUUAAUCAAACAAAAGAAUAUACUGGGGAAGAAAUAAUGGAAUUAUAUGCGCAUCAUGCACAACUAAAACAGUAUUUACCAAUUAUAAAAGAUAGUCCUGUAUAUCCUAUAAUAUAUGAUAGUAAUGGUAUUGUUUUGUCAUUACCACCGAUAAUUAAUGGGAAUCAUACAAAAAUCACUCUCAAUACUAAAAAUGUACUUAUAGAAUGUACUGCAACUGACCUUAAUAAGGCAAAGAUUACAGUAGAUACUAUAGUUUGUGCUUUCAGUGUAUACUGUGCAAAAAAAUAUACAACAGAAACUGUAAAAGUAAUAUAUCCAGAUAAUAAAAUCUUUUAUUAUCCAGAAUUGAACUAUCGUACGGAAGAAAUAAAUAGUGACAAUGCAAUGAAUUAUAUUGGAAUCAAAAAAACUCCAGAAGAGAUAGCAAAGCUACUAUCAAAAAUGUCGUUAGAAGCAUCAGUAAAAGAAAAAGAUAAUAUAAUUGUUGAAAUACCUCCAACAAGAAGCGACGUUUUACAUCCGUGUGAUAUUUAUGAAGACAUAGCUAUCGCUCAUGGAUAUAAUAACAUAGAUAAAAUAUUUCCAGAAAUAAAUACAAUUGCCAUUGAACUUCCACUCAAUAAAUUAUCUGAUCAAUUACGCGAAGAAUUGGCACGUGCGAGUUUUACCGAAACAUUGACAUUUUCAUUGUGUUCCAGAGAUGAUAUUUCAGAAAAAAUAGGUCAUAAAAUAGAGGAUAUACCAGCUGUUCAUAUAUCCAAUCCAAAAACCUUAGAGUUUCAGGUUGCACGUACGACUCUGUUACCAGGAUUAUUGAAAACAAUAGCCGGAAAUAAAAAGAUGCCAUUACCUCUGAAAUUAUUUGAGAUUUCUGAUAUUGUCUUACUUGACCCUACAAUGGAUGUUGGUGCACGUAAUAAAAGACAUUUAUGUGCUGUAUAUUAUAAUAAAACUGGAGGUUUUGAAAUAAUCCAUGGUUUAUUGGAUAGAAUUAUGCAAGUACUUGAAGUACCAUGGAGUACUGAUAAAACAGACACUGGAUAUUAUUUACGUGCAGCAGACGAUCCAACCUUCUUUCCAAAAAGAUAUGCAGAAGUAAUAUAUAAUAAUAAAGUAAUUGGCAAAAUGGGAAUUUUACAUCCAGAUGUACUUACAAAAUUUGAAUUAAAUUUACCAUGUUCUACAUUGGAAAUUGACAUUGAACCAUUUCUAUGAUGAUGAGAUAUUAAUGAUGUACACAGAUAGUACAUAGCAGGAGAAAAAGAAAGAAAGAGAAAAUAUGAAAAUGAUAAAAUCAUUUGAAUACUUAAUAAUUAAUAAGAAUGUUUUGUACUUUCACUGUGAUCCACGAUAACACUUACCAUAAAAAAUGUUUUUUCCAACACUUAAAUAAAAACUAAUGCGACUA
Messenger RNA from Vespula pensylvanica (western yellowjacket), 2112 nucleotides. It is a transcript of the gene beta-PheRS, whose product is annotated as phenylalanine--tRNA ligase beta subunit. Gene Ontology annotation, molecular function: magnesium ion binding; ATP binding; phenylalanine-tRNA ligase activity. The transcript has 12 exons. The record is from RefSeq and is a predicted model, not a curated record. Lineage: Eukaryota; Metazoa; Arthropoda; Insecta; Hymenoptera; Vespidae. Gene Ontology annotation, cellular component: phenylalanine-tRNA ligase complex; cytoplasm. The coding region runs from base 150 to 1919 and encodes 589 amino acids. Gene Ontology annotation, biological process: phenylalanyl-tRNA aminoacylation.